AUGCGAGAUAUCUUGAGCCGUGCAGGUAUGGUGGACUGCAAGCCGUUGGCUACUCCGGUGCCUGUGACUCGUCCCGUUUCUGAAUCGGUGGUUCCUUAUGCCGAUCCCACGCAGUAUCGCAGUCUUGCUGGGGCUCUGCAGUAUCUUACUGUCACUCGCCCGGAUUUAUCUUUUGCUGUGAAUCGGGUCUGUCAGCAUAUGCACUCCCCGACUACUGAGCAUUGGGCAAUGCUCAAACGUGUUCUGCGGUACGUUAAAGGCACUUUGCAUUUUGGUCUGUUUAUUCGCCUAUCCUCCUCUGUUGCAGUGCAUGCUUUUUCGGAUUCGGACUGGGCUGGGGACCUCGCUGACAGAAAGUCUACUAGCGGCUUUGCGGUUUUUCUUGGUGACAAUCUGAUCUCUUGGUCUUGCCGGAAGCAACGUACGGUUGCUCGUUCGUCUACAGAGGCCGAGUACAAGGCACUAGCUGACGUGUCUGCUGAGGUCACCUGGUUGGUUUCUCUAUUGCAUGAACUUCGGUUGCCGUUGGCAGCUCCUCCCACUCUCUGGUGUGAUAAUCUGGGUGCAACUUAUCUCUGUUCCAACCUGAUGUUCCAUGCUCGUACGAAACAUGUGGAAAUUGACUAUCACUUUGUUCGUGACAAAGUGGCAAAGAAAGAGUUGCAGAGAGAUAGCUUGCUAAUAUCAGCUAAAAGUGAAACUGCAACUUGCCAAGAGGAGGGAACAACAUAA
This is a messenger RNA of Ipomoea nil (Japanese morning glory), 732 nucleotides long. RefSeq lists its product as uncharacterized. Bases 1 to 732 code for a protein of 243 amino acids. Lineage: Eukaryota; Viridiplantae; Streptophyta; Magnoliopsida; Solanales; Convolvulaceae. The record is from RefSeq and is a predicted model, not a curated record. The transcript has 2 exons.